Messenger RNA from Auanema sp. JU1783, 549 nucleotides. Lineage: Eukaryota; Metazoa; Nematoda; Chromadorea; Rhabditida; Rhabditidae. The record is from the annotation of a GenBank genome assembly.
AUGAGCUAUUCGAAAGUUCCUUUGAUAUGGAUCGACUGUGAGAUGACGGGAUUGAACUACGAAAAACAGACGCUUGUUGAAAUCGCUGCUAUUGUAACAGAUGCUGAUUUGAAUGUAAUAUCUGAAGGACCAAACAUUGUCAUUCAUCAAGAUGAUAAAACGUUGGAUGCUAUGGAUGACUGGUGCAAGAAAACAUUUGCUGAAAACGGCUUAUUGGAAAGAAUAAAAUCAAGCACUGUUUCCAUGCAAGAAGCCGAGAACCAGGUGCUAUCAUUCGUAGAAGAACAUACUAAAAGAGGACAAUGCCCACUUGCCGGAAACUCCAUUUACAUGGAUAAGCUUUUCAUUCAGAAAUACAUGCCGCGUUUAGCUAAUCAUUUUCAUUAUCGUUUAGUUGACGUAAGCACCAUAAAAGAACUCUCUCGUCGUUGGUAUCCUCACGAGUUGAAAUCAGCACCGGCUAAAGCCAUGACUCACAGAGCACUGGAUGACAUCCGGGAAAGUAUUAAUGAACUAAAAUAUUAUCGUACUUCUGUUUUCAAACCAUAA